Molecule: messenger RNA, 4633 nt
Organism: Papaver somniferum (opium poppy)
Lineage: Eukaryota; Viridiplantae; Streptophyta; Magnoliopsida; Ranunculales; Papaveraceae
Product: helicase-like transcription factor CHR28
Exons: 12
Coding region: 207-4118 (1303 amino acids)
Molecular function (GO): ATP-dependent chromatin remodeler activity; ATP binding; metal ion binding
Source: RefSeq, a predicted model, not a curated record
CGCCUUGGUCGUCUUCUCCUCUCCUCUCUCCAAUACCAAGUCGCGUUUUAUUCUAAAAAAAAAAAAACAAAAAAACGAACUUUCCCUUCAAUACCACGAAAUCACUCGUUGUAAAAUUCUAGGGUUUUUCUGUGUGAAAUCAAUUUUGGUAUAUUUAGGGUUCGUUAUUACUUUUUUACUACUCCUCUCAUGAGAUUUUUAUCAAGAUGUUGAAGACUGAGAAUAAUAAUCUUGAUUUCUGGUCUACUGGUGAUUUGGAAACUAAUGACUGGGAUAAAUACUCGAUUGAUCUUGAUUCACUUAAUGCAAUUCUUUCUGAAGAUUCUGAUCCAUCUAUUGACCAUAAUCAGAGUAGUCCAGAGGAUCUGUCAGGUAAAAGCUUCAUCCAAGCAGAGUUAACUUCUGAUGAUGUCCACAAGGAGAGAGCACCCGAACAUCAAAAUGGUAGUCAAGAAUGCGGGGAGGCACAUCAAGUGGGACAAGAAUCCACUGCUUGGUAUCCUCCGGCAUAUUUGGAUCCAUCAUAUUGUAACUCGGAGAUGGAAUCAGACUGCUUUACUGGGUCUCCAGGAUAUUUUGAUGGCAUGAUAUAUGAUCAAAGUAAACAUGAAGCUCCAUCAAGUACUAACUCUCCUGUUGAUAGCUGCUCUGCCAGUCUUAGAGAUUGGUUUUCAAGUUCUCAUUCAGAACAUGACAUUUGGUCGGGGGAGAGGAGCACUGAUUGCGAAAGGAUACCAAACUUUAUACCGGAUUACAGUACUGCCUUAUAUCUUGCUCAAGGGGAAGGUAACCAGAUUCCAAAUUCCUCUGGUGGUAUGAAUUUCAUGCAUGUGAAGAGUGAAAUUGCUGGGGAGAAUGAAUUCCAGCAUCUGGGAGGAGAUCUUCAUUUGAGAUGUCCUACACAAUUUAUGAUGGAAACAGAGAAAUCAGAGAUCUCUCAUGGAACUUACAGUGCUGCAAGUGGAAGCAGUAUGGAAGAUCUGGGAUCACUGGAAAGAAAUCCGUCUACAUCUUCAAUGGAGUUUCAGUUCAUGGAUACACACCAGCUAUUACCACCAACUGCACCGUAUUCAGAGAUUAGUGAUUGUAGAGUUUCUCAUGUUAAGUCGAGCAACAAUUGUUCGGCAGCAGUGUCUUGUGAAGUCUCAAGUGCUGUCGCUAAUAGUGGAUGUGUCACUGAAUAUUCGACUUCCAUUAAGAGAGAGAACAUGAUGUACACUAAGGACGGGGUAGUGGAUAAUGUUCUAGUGUAUCAAAAUGGGUGUACAAAUUCUGAGACUACUUCAGGAGCAGAGGAAGUAAUAACUAAUGCAUCUCUCAGUGGGAUCUUCAUGAGAGACUGCAUUAAUGGAAGAGAUCCUUCUUCUAAUGCCUCCGGUGCUACAAGUCUAUCGCGGUCUUUAAUUCAGCCACUGCCCUAUACUAAGAAGGAAAUCACUUCUGGGGAAGGAAUUGGCAAAAUUGAACAUGUAGCAGAUGCCAUCAGUAAACGUGUUAAGUACUGCCCUUCACCAGUUGGUAUCAAUGGGCCUUCUAGUAACAAUGCCUUUCACUCGUUGGCUUCAAGUGAAAGGGACAUAAUUUGCAUUGAGGAUGAUGCUGAUUUAUGCAUCCUUGAAGACAUCAGUGACCCCAGAACUCCAGCUUCAGUUUUAGUGCAUGGAAAAUCUCUCGUUACAGCUCACUCUUCUGGAUUCAAUGACUCCAUUAACCCAGAAAUGGGAGUCACGCGGAUUAAUGCAAUUGAUGAAAGGGUUGUUUUUAGAGCUGCAGUGCAGGAUCUUUCUCAGCCCAAGACAGAAGCUAGUCCACCAGAUGGUGUUUUGGCUGUUCCUCUCUUGAGACAUCAGCGAAUUGCUUUAUCCUGGAUGGUCCAAAAGGAAACAGCCAGCUAUCACUGCUCUGGAGGAAUACUUGCAGAUGAUCAGGGUUUGGGAAAAACAAUAUCAACAAUUGCACUGAUACUGAAGGAAAGAUCUCCAUCUUCCAAAGUGACUUCCAUGGUUGUGAAGGAAGAGGAGUCUGAAGCCUUGAACUUGGACGACGAGAAUGGUGUUGUGGACCUUGACGAAAGUAAGGAAGAUGGUUAUUCUGGUCAUGACAUAGUGAAUAAAAAUAAAAAUCUUAGAAACUGUGAGAAUGCUUUUGUUCUGAGGAAGGGUAGGCCAGCUGCUGGGACACUGGUUGUGUGUCCAACAAGUGUCCUUCGGCAAUGGGCUGAUGAGCUGCAUACUAAGGUCAGAAAAGAAGCUAACCUUUCUGUUCUCGUAUAUCAUGGAAGUAACCGCACUAGAGAUCCUUUUGAGCUGGCCAAAUAUGAUGUUGUCCUCACGACAUACUCAAUUGUAAGCAUGGAGGUUCCGAAGCAGCCACUUGUUGACAAAGAUGAUGAGGAGAAAGGGAAGCGACAAGCUGGUGAUAAUUCUCUAGUGGGACUGUCUUCCAAUAAAAAGAGGAAGUAUCCUCCAAGUUCAGGUAAGAAAAAUAGGAAGGAUAAAGACAGUAUGGAUAGUGGAUUGCUUGAUGUUGAUGCACGCCCUCUUGCAAGGGUUGGAUGGUUUAGAGUAGUGUUGGACGAAGCCCAGAGCAUAAAGAAUCACAGGACUCAAGUUGCUAGGGCUUGCUGGGGACUCCGAGCUAAAAGAAGGUGGUGCUUGUCAGGAACACCCAUCCAGAAUGCGAUUGAUGAUCUUUAUAGCUAUUUCAGAUUUCUUAGAUACGACCCUUAUGCUUCUUAUAAGUUAUUCUUGUCAACAAUAAAGGCUCCAAUUCAGCGGAACUCCGAACAUGGGUACAAGAAGCUGCAAGCUGUCCUGAAGACAAUAAUGCUGCGUCGCACAAAAGCCACGAUUAUUGACGGGGAGCCCAUCAUCACAUUACCUCCAAAAACCAUAGAACUCAAAAAGGUGGAUUUCUCGAUGGAGGAACGGGAUUUUUACUCCCAGCUAGAGGCUGAUUCACGUGCCCAGUUCAAAGUUUAUGCAGCAGCUGGGACCGUCAAGCAAAAUUACGUUAAUAUUCUCUUGAUGCUAUUGCGCCUUCGACAAGCUUGUGACCAUCCUCUUCUCGUUAAGGGAUAUAAUUCUAAUUCUGUUUGGAAAUCCUCUCUAGGGAUAGCAAAGGCACUUCCAAGGGAAAAACAAAUGGAUCUUCUAACCACAUUGGAAGGUUGUUUGGCAAUUUGUAGCAUCUGUAAAGACCCCCCUGAAGAUGCUGUUGUUACUAUCUGCGGUCAUGUCUUCUGUAAUCAAUGCAUCUGUGAACACCUCACAGGUGACGAUACUCAGUGUCCUUCUACCCAGUGCAAGGUUCAACUAAGUGUGACAUCAAUCUUUUCAAGAGGAACAUUAAGAAGUUCUGUGUCCAACGAGCCUAGUCAUGAUUGUUCUAUUGGAAAAUCUGACCUGCAACUCGCUGAGAAACUUGAGCCUUGUUCAGAGGGCAAUUCUGAAUCAUCCAAAAUCAAAGCUGCUAUGGAAGUUCUUGAGUCACUCUCUAAACCAAGAAAUUCUGCCAUCAAAGUGAGUUCCUCCGAAAUUAGUGAAAAGAUUGCUUCUGAUUCUCAUUGCAAGGAAUUAGCCAGUGAUACAAUCGGCAAAAAACUUCUCGGUAUGGAGAAAAUUUCGGAUUGCUUAAUCUCGCAAGUCCCUGAGAAAGCAAUUGUCUUUUCGCAAUGGACACGGAUGCUGGAUUUGCUUGAAGCUCGUUUGAAGAGUUCUUCAAUUCAAUACAGAAGACUGGAUGGGACAAUGUCUGUUCUCGCUAGGGAUAAAGCUGUGAAGGAUUUUAAGACACUUCCAGAGGUCACUGUUAUCAUUAUGUCUUUAAAAGCUGCAAGUCUUGGCCUGAACAUGAUUGCUGCCUGUCAUGUUCUUCUUCUGGACCUGUGGUGGAAUCCUACAACUGAAGACCAAGCAAUUGAUAGAGCACAUAGGAUCGGACAGACUCGUCCUGUUUCUGUUUUGCGAUUAACUGUGAAGGAUACAGUUGAAGAUCGAAUACUAGCUCUUCAGGAAAAGAAGAGAUCAAUGGUUGCAUCUGCAUUUGGGGAGGAUGAUGCAGGUGGUCAACAGACUCGUCUCACUGUUGAUGACUUGAAAUAUCUUUUCAUGGGGUAGUUUGUGUCUUCCUUUGAAUCAACUUAGUUUUGGAAUUCAUUCGGUUUCUAAGAGGUCUCUGUCAGUUUUACGGUUCUUGAGGCCAGCACAUAUAUAUAGUUUCCAUAAAAGGUGGUCAAAUAUUUUUGAAGAAAGCACAUGUACAGGCAAGAUAUUGAAAUCAUUUUUUCUUGGUGGACAAAGGAGCAAAGGAGUAAAAGAGAAAUUCAAUUUAACAAUAGAUAUAGAAGAAGGCAGAAGCAGGAAACAAGCAUUGUUAAGUCCAUUAUGUGAAUACAUUGGUUGAAAAAUUUGCACAGUUACUAGUUCUGGUUGAAUAUAGGAGAAAUUCUCUUUGUUUCUCUUUUCUGCAGUCUCUUGCUAAUUGCAGUGUUUAGGUUUUGUUAGUUGGAUAGUAGUGUUACUAGUAGUAUGAUGAUUCUUAUUCUUUUUUCCUUUGUAACCCAAAGUGUAAAUCAGAGAUUUUUGUCACCAUUUUUCAGAUACAAAUAGAAAGUUUAUUUUCUUUUUAAAAA